GGACUUGGCCCACAAAUAGGUGACGUAAACUGGCAAAAGAUUUGAGUCCUCAUUGAAAGGUCGGUUGUUACUGUCUUCGGAGGGUGAUUGGGCAGAGUGGACGUCUAGUAACCCAAAUGUUGCGUGUCUGAAUGUCAUCACUAGCAACAUUCGCAUUUUAGCUAAUUAGCAAUUUUGCAACUACUUAGUAUGUUAGGUUAAAUUGUUAAGGUUAGCUAACCAUACGAAUUCUAAUACCUAACAUAUAAUAAAUGGAUAAUGGACCCACAAAUUAAUACAUACCAUACAUAACUUAUCAUACUAAUUUGAGGGCCAGGCUUUUUGUUUACUAUGUUACGUCGACCCCUGAGUCGAGGUUGCUACUCAGGAGUGUGGGUGCUGGUACAAUCUCGUAGAGCUCGGGGAACGCAUCGAAUAUGAAUUGAAAACUUUUUAUGGUUUUGCAUGUUGAAUUUGAUGACUAAUUUAACAACAUCCAAUGGAUAAAGAAACCAUGUCCACCAAUUUUGGUCUAUCAAGAACUAUGAAAAGGACAGGCAGUUUGUCUUCGAGAACGGUCAGGAUAGUGAUAUUGGGCCAAGCGGCUGUUGGCAAAACUGCAAUGGCUGUGCGCUUUAUCACUAGAAGAUUCAUUGGCGAGUAUGACCCAACGCUCGAGACCAUAUACAGACAUGAGAUGUCUAUUGGUGGUGAUGUGGUACACUUUGAAAUACUGGACACAGCAGGGCAGGAGGAAGAUGCCCUGCUGAUCGAAGAGAAGAUAAAGUGGGGAGAUGGAUUUGUGAUUGUGUACUCUGUAACAGACAGGUGUAGCUUUGACGAGGUCAUGCGCCUCUGUUUCCUCGUCAAUCACAUCCACUCCUCUUCAGGCGCCCGCAAGUGCAGCCCUGACCCUCCUCCCAUAGUUAUUGUGGCCAACAAGAAGGACCUUGAGUUUGACCGAAUGGUGAGUACUGAGGAUGGAGAGGGCCUGUCACAGGGCCUAAAACUGCCCUUCCACGAGAUUUCAGUGCGUGACGGAUGGGAAGAGACAGCGGCCGUCUUUAGUGUUCUUUAUGGAGAUGUGAUCCAGCAACUUGACACUUCCCCAGCCUCAUUUCGCAGGAGAGCAGUCUCCAAGCUGAUGGAGAAGAUCCCCAGGAUCAACUCCAAUCCUCCUGGCCCCUCUGGCCGCAGCUUCAGCUUCAGCUCAUUCAGGGACUUCCUGCCUGACUGAGCCGGAUGGGUUGGGGCUCUGAACAGCGUCUGUGAUUUGGGUAUUCACAGGGGGAAAGUGAAACAUGUUGUUUUGGCAGCAUGCCUCUCUAGAAUAGCUGUGUUAGUGCUCUAUGGAAAGUGAUACACUUGGACACCUGGAUACCUGGAUAAGAGACUUGGACACAUUCGAUCGGAAGAUGGACCUAGCAACUACUGUAGAAUGUAAUUCUAUAAAUAUUUGUGGGGAUAAGAUUAAAAUCAAGCGUAAUAAGAGUAUUACAAUUCUGUUUGUAUUUUGAUGAGACAUGAACAACAAACUAAAUAUCAAAAACAUCUAGUAAUAAAAUGUAAAUAUUUGUUACAGUAUCAUGAGAAUAAAAUGAACAUUCUGAA
Oncorhynchus masou masou (cherry salmon) is the source of this 1590-nucleotide messenger RNA. RefSeq names its product ras-related and estrogen-regulated growth inhibitor-like. The coding region runs from base 479 to 1216 and encodes 245 amino acids. Lineage: Eukaryota; Metazoa; Chordata; Actinopteri; Salmoniformes; Salmonidae. The transcript is spliced from 4 exons. Gene Ontology annotation, molecular function: GTP binding; GTPase activity. The record is from RefSeq and is a predicted model, not a curated record.